AUGCCGCUGUAUCGAGAGGCCGGCCCGCGGCCCGAAAUGUCUGAUACGAGAGGUGAACAGAUCACCAGAGAAGGUUGGCGCUUUGUUAUCGCUAAAAUGCCAAGCAUCUGGACGGCCAUUAUCAAAUCCUGGGUUCUUGGAGUUACCCUUUCUGUUUGCAUGAAUUUGGCCUCUGGAAUUAAAAUUGAAGUGAGCCCGCCUAAUCCUAAAGAUGGAGACACUGUCAUCCUAAAAGUCACUGAAGUUUCUGGAGCUAUUCUAUUUGCUACUUGGUACAAAGGCCGAACUACAGAUGCUUCCAACCAAAUCCUGAACUUUUUCCCUCCAGAACAAGAGUUUAAAGGGGAAAAGUACUUUGCGGAAGCUCACGGACAACGCAAUGGCUCCUUGGUGAUCAACAAGGUCAGAACAGACUUCAAUGGGUACUAUACAGUACAGAUUCAAACUAAAGAACAACUACAUCAGAGCUAUGUACUUCUUACUGUGAAUGGUGUCAUGUCUAUUGCUCUGUCUCCAUUUGCGCUCUUACUGGGCAUGCUGCUGUUUUCGGAUCUCAAUUUCAUAUGACGAUAAGGAGCUCAAG
Molecule: messenger RNA, 583 nt
Organism: Nanorana parkeri
Lineage: Eukaryota; Metazoa; Chordata; Amphibia; Anura; Dicroglossidae
Product: pregnancy-specific beta-1-glycoprotein 6-like
Exons: 5
Coding region: 1-567 (188 amino acids)
Source: RefSeq, a predicted model, not a curated record